CACUGCCUAAUACCUUGAUACCGAAGAAAAAUCCAGAACUCUCCACUUUGCUCUUUUUUUAGCUUAAACUUUAUAUUCCUACGCUUCCGUUUUCAUCAAUAAAAGGCGAGAGCUUCAAUCCAACCCCAGAAGAACACAGGCAAACAAUCCUAGCUUUCAAAAACUAAAAAGAAGAGAAGAUGUUCUUUUUCUUUGUGGGUGGAUUAGAGCAACAAGCAAGACAAGUGCUGAAAUCUGGUGUGGGAAGGUGCAUAAACUGUGGUUCCAGAGCUGAUCUUGUGGAGUACGAGAAAGUAUUGAAGCUUUUCUUUGUGCCUGUUUGGACAUGGCCUGGGAAAGAUCCACUCUUGCAUUGUAACAAUUGCAAACUUUUCUUCCCUGAGGAUUUGUCUUUUCCACCUCCCAAGAUCGAUUCUUCAUCUGCUGCCGUUUCAGAUUCUCUGCGUUGCCGUUUUUGUGACAGGCUUGUUGAGCCCGAGUUCAGGUAAUAGCAUACAUGAACCUGGUGAAGAUGUGUUGUGGUCGAAAUUCCAUAUCAAUAGGAUAAUGGUUCCAGUAUCCUUGGAGCCCUGAUGACGGUGUCAAGAACUUCACCAAACUGAGAUGUUCGAAUGCCACAGUAAGUAUGCAACACAAAUAAGGAAGAUACUCUAUUUUAACACUGAAAUAAAAGAAGCAAGGAAGAUACUCUGUUUUAACACUGAAAUAAAAGAAGCAAUGAAAUUGUAGAUGGCAGUUUUAAAUAUUUUCCAUCUCAUGUGUAUCCUACUCUGACAUAUAUAUUCUACAACUGGUUAAACACAUUGAUGGACUGGAUAUCAGUGAAAGCAUAUCUAGUGUGUAAACCAUUCAUCAGUAUAUGUCUUUCCUUUUCAGAAAAAUACGAUACCGAGUGGCUUUAAACUUCUUCAAAUCUUACUAAUGAUGGUAGGUACAUUGGAUAUGACCUUCGUUCACUGAACCAAGGUGCAGAGGACAUGCUCUAUGUGCACAGGUGUUCUGGACACAUCCUGGAUUUGCCAUUGUUUCCACAAAAAAUAACCCAUGUCUCGAAGCAAUCAAUUUGAAUCGGAACGUAUUGUGAUUAUUCUUUUUUUACUAUUAUCAUUAUUAUGAUACUUAUGGUAAUUAAUUCAAGUCUGACCCAGAAUCAUUGGAUUUUUCUGUAAUCCUUGUUGUUGCUUGCAUCUCCUAGUAGAAACUAUAAGAAUAACAGUUUAUCUACCUCGCAGUUCCAUUAA
Messenger RNA from Gossypium raimondii (Peruvian cotton), 1241 nucleotides. RefSeq lists its product as hypothetical. The record is from RefSeq and is a predicted model, not a curated record. The transcript is spliced from 2 exons. Bases 180 to 488 code for a protein of 102 amino acids. Lineage: Eukaryota; Viridiplantae; Streptophyta; Magnoliopsida; Malvales; Malvaceae.